GCUGAGUCCGCCCCGGAAGCCCGGCCCAGGUCGGGGCGGCCGCCAGCGCGCAGCGAGCUCGGGGAGCAGCCGCCGCGGGAGCCGGAGCCGCAGACCUUCCCUGAUGGAUGAUCUCUAUGAAGCAAAUGGCAGUUUUGCCAUCAACUUAUUAAAAAUGUUGGGUAGAGAGGACAGCUCGCGAAAUGUGUUCUGCUCCCCUCUGAGCAUCUCCUCUGCCCUGGCCAUGGUCUUCAUGGGGGCCAAAGGAAACACCGCUGCCCAGAUGUCCCAGGCGCUUUGUUUGAGCAGAGACGGAGACAUUCACCAAGGUUUCCGGUCGCUCCUCGCGGAGGUUAACAAAUCCGGCACUCAGUACUUGCUCAGAACCGCCAACAGACUCUUCGGAGAGGAAACAUGUGAUUUUCUUCCAGCCUACAGGGAAUCCUGCCAGAAGUUCUACCAGGCGGAGCUGGAGGAGCUGUCGUUCGCCAAAGACACCGAAGAAUGCCGGGAGCACAUAAACCACUGGGUGACAGAGAAGACGGAAGGGAAGAUUUCAGAGAUCCUGGGUGCUGGGACGGUUGAUGCACUGACUAAGCUGGUUCUCGUGAAUGCCAUCUAUUUCAAAGGGAAAUGGCAUGAACAGUUUGACAGAAAGAACACAAGGGGAAUGCCCUUUAAAAUCAACCAGGAGAGAAAGACGGUGCAGAUGAUGUUUAAGCAGGCUAAAUUUAAAAUGGGGUAUGUGGAUGACGUGCACACUCAGAUCCUGGAGCUGCCCUACGCGGGGGAGGAGCUGAGCAUGGUCAUUCUGCUGCCAGAUGACAACACCGAUCUCGCCGAGGUGGAAAAAGCACUUACGUAUGAGAAGUUCAGAGCCUGGACAGAUCCAGAAAACAUGACUAAGAACAAAGUUCAAGUUUUCCUUCCCCGGUUGAAGCUGGAGGAGAGUUAUGACUUGGAGUCUUUUCUUCGAAGUGUUGGCAUGAUUGAUGCAUUUGAGGAGGCCAAGGCGGACUUUUCUGGAAUGUCAGCGAAGAAGAAUGUGCCGGUGUCCAAGGUGGCACACAAGUGCUUCGUGGAGGUGAAUGAGGAGGGCACGGAGGCGGCGGCGGCCACGGCCGUGGUCAGGAAUGCUCGGUGCAGCAGAGCCGAGCCAAGGUUCUGUGCAGACCACCCUUUCCUCUUCUUCAUCAUACACCGCCACACCAACAGCAUUUUGUUCUGCGGCAGGUUCUGCUCCCCGUGA
Messenger RNA from Canis lupus familiaris (dog), 1228 nucleotides. RefSeq names its product serpin family B member 8 (gene SERPINB8). Bases 104 to 1228 code for a protein of 374 amino acids. The record is from RefSeq and is a predicted model, not a curated record. NCBI's taxonomy places the organism in Eukaryota, Metazoa, Chordata, Mammalia, Carnivora, Canidae. Gene Ontology annotation, molecular function: serine-type endopeptidase inhibitor activity. The transcript is spliced from 7 exons. Gene Ontology annotation, cellular component: cytoplasm. Gene Ontology annotation, biological process: negative regulation of endopeptidase activity.